Molecule: messenger RNA, 3223 nt
Organism: Stegodyphus dumicola
Lineage: Eukaryota; Metazoa; Arthropoda; Arachnida; Araneae; Eresidae
Product: kinesin-like protein KIF11
Biological process (GO): microtubule-based movement; spindle elongation; mitotic spindle assembly
Cellular component (GO): spindle microtubule; mitotic spindle
Molecular function (GO): ATP binding; microtubule binding; plus-end-directed microtubule motor activity
Source: RefSeq, a predicted model, not a curated record
GUAUUACCUUUUACAAUUGUUCUGUGAUUCGAAUAAAAAGAAGGAAAUGAAUAAAAAGAAGAAAAAUAAUGAAGCUAUACAAGUAUUUGUUCGCUGUAGACCACUUCUGGAAAAUGAGAAAAGUCUGCCAAUGCCAGUUGAAGUUCAUCCUGAAGUUAACAAAAUCUUUGUCAAAGAUAUUUUAUCGGGUGCAGUGAGAACGUUCACAUUUGACAAAGUUUUUGCUUCUGAUGCAGGACAAGAUCAAGUGUAUAAGGAAGUUGCAGCGCCUGUUAUUCAAGAUGUCCUAAUGGGUUUUAAUUGUACUAUAUUUGCGUAUGGACAAACAGGAACAGGCAAGACUUUUACUAUGGAAGGAGAAAGAAGUCCAGAUUUGGAAAGUGGAGCCGAAAAUGAUCCCUUACCAGGCAUAAUUCCCAGAGCUAUGAGGCAUAUAUUCAAUAAACUCGAAGAGCAGAAAAAUUUUGAUAUCGCUGUCAGUUUCCUUGAACUUUAUAAUGAAGAUAUUUUUGAUUUACUUUCAAGUACCGACGACUUAAAUAAGUUGAAGUUGUUUGAUACUACACAUAAAGGUUCCGUUGUGCAAGGCCUGACAGUACGAAACGUGACUUCUAUGGACGAUAUAUACUCAAUAUUGGAUAAGGGCUGCAAAAAGCGCAGAAAAGCGGCAACGCUGUUAAAUAAAAUGUCAAGUAGAAGUCAUACUAUCUUCACGGUCACAGUGAAAACAAAAGAAUGCUACAGUACAAUAGAAAGAACCAAAAUAGGAAAAUUGAAUCUAGUCGAUUUGGCAGGUAGUGAAAACAUUGGACGUUCUGGAGCUAUUGAGAAAAGAGCAAGAGAAGCAGGAAAUAUUAAUCAAAGCUUGUUAGCUCUAGGCAGAGUGAUAACAUCUCUCAGUGAGAAUGCGCAACAUAUUCCUUACAGAGAAAGCAAAUUAACCCGUUUAUUGAAGGAUUCUUUGGGCGGCACAACUAAGACAGCAAUUAUUGCUACGAUUUCUCCUUCAGUAGCCAACACCGAAGAGACAUUAAAUACUUUAGAAUAUACUCUUCGAGCCAAAAACAUCAUGAUAAAGCCUGCGAUAAGUGCUCAAGUAUUGUUGAAGAAUCUGAACAAGGAAUACCUUGAUAAAAUACGCCGUUUGAAAAGUGAAAUUCAAGUACUGAGUUCUACCACUCCUUUCAUGGUGAAUCCAAAAAAUUUAGAAAGACUACAGCGGCAACUAGCUGAAAAGCGAAAUGCAAACUACGCAGAGAUGGCAGCCAUUGAAGAAAUGUACAAGGAAGCCGAAUCAUUAGAUAAAGCGAUAAUUGAAGCUGAAGCUACGUUGUACGAAGAAAAUACGAAGUUAGAAGAAGAAAAAAAACUGCAAGAAGAAUUGACGACUUUAGUGCAGAAAGAAUCAGACUCGCUUAGGUUUUCAGAAAAAGUGCAUGCUGUCUUGCAAUUAGUUUCCAGCAAUUUACAUGAAAGGUACCAUAAAGAAAUAAAGAUGAAGAUGAGUGUAGAAGCGGAGCUUGGAAAGGUCAAGGAAAAGGAGUCUGAAGCAAUGAAUGAACAUAAGCAACUAAUUGACAAGUUACAGAACAUUCGUCGUAUUCAGAACAAUACUACUCGUGGUCUUCGGAACUUUACAGAUAAUUUCCUAAAGCGUGUGGAUGCAGCACACAGUAAUGUGAUUUCCUUGACAAAUGAAUGCCAGAAUUGGAUAGCUUCACUUCAAGCCGGACUUGACUGUGUUUCCUGCACAUGCGAUAAGGAAUUCGAAGAACUUUCUGCCGUCAUUGCAAAUCUUCAGAAAGCUAGAGAAACAUUUCAUGCAGAAUUAAUUUCAAUUUUUAAUGAAGAAAAGUUGAAGAAAGAAUCAGCUCUAUCGGAUUUUAAAAAAGCUUAUUCUGAAGUGAUUAGUAUUUGCAACUUUGAACCUAUAAAUCAAAUAUUGACUGCCUGCGAAAAGCAAAUACAGACUAUAUCUGCAUCAAUAAAAGAGUGCUGGAGUGAACUUACGUUGAAGGUGGAAGACCGUGUAAAAAUGGUAAAUCGUUUUUGUGAAGAUCAAGAAUUGUCUUUAAGCUCUCUUUCUGAAACUCUCUGUCAUAUGAUAGAAAAGCAGAAACUAUCCUUAGAAAUAUAUGAGGGAAUAAUAUUAGAGGCAGUGACUCAAGAUACCGAAAUUAAAAAGAAAUGGGAGAAUCAGAUGAAUAUAGCAGAAAAUGCUUUAUCAGAACUGAUGUUUGUUUUUGAAGAGUGCUGCGCUAAAGAGCUGGAAACAAGUAAUAGGGCACAAGCUGCGUUUGAAGAGCUCGCAGAUGUUGCCAAAGAUGUUUCGGAUAAAUUAGUAUCAUACUCUGAUAAUUCAAUUAAUACCACGGAUGUCCUCCAAGAAGAAAUAUCUUUGCCGGUAUCAGAUUCAUCAUUUGAGAAUGUACAAAGCAUGAGAGAAAAUAUAAAUGAUGUGAUCGCAAAGUACAACCGUUUGGCACCUGAAUUUAGCAAAUGCGGGGACUUGCAGAAUAUAGAUGAAUUCUGCAAAGAAAUGGAGAAAAAACUUUUAGAUAGUGAAAAUGAAGCACAUGAGCAAUUAGAAGUAACUGCAUGCAUUAAGGAUUUUACGGAUUCUCUUGCAAAAAAUAAAGAAUUUUGCGAAUCUCUCUCGAAGGAAUAUGAGCAGAAGCGGCAGACUUUCGAAAGUGAAGAAAAAGCUUUGCAGGAAGAAUUAAAAAAUUCGUCCAAGUGCUUGGUUGAAGCACUAUCAGUGGGGAUCUCUGAACACAUUUCUCACAUUGAAAAUGAUGAAACUUCAAAAUAUUUACAUGCAUGUGCUCCAACUUCAGAAAGUAUAGAAGCUCAAAGUGAUUCAGAUCAGACGUCAGAAGAUAAGAAAAAUAGUGAAAUUAAAACACCUCUACUCUUGAAAUCAGCUGUCGAGUUUAAAGAAAGUUUAGCUGACACUGGCGAAAAUAAAUGCUCAUUUUGUUCUGAGAAAUUCGGGGAGCAGUUGACUCAGACAGAUUCAAUAAGUUCUGAGUGUAUACCGAAUGUUAACAGUGAAAAAUCUCAUUCUGGAAAAAGUAAACCCCGACGCUCUGUAUUAGCUCCAACCAGAGAAUCUUCCACACUAUCCAAAUCUCCGGUUGUUACAAAGCAAAACAAAGCUACUUCGAAGAAGAAAAUAUUAAUGUCUGCUGUUCAGCAAUUGUGCUUUGAAAUGAUGAAUGAG